UACUGUUCACAGCAGCUGGCUGUUCCCUUCGAAGGGGAGCUCGCAGCCAAGCUGAAAGGACCCCGACAUCUGGUCCCCUUCAACCGUCCGCAACUCAAGAUACGAUCUCCUGUCCUUUGUUCUUCUGAUACACUACAGUGCUGUUCAAGUUGCCCACGAUGGAAGGCACUAGCCGUCUUCCAUCUGCGUCUCCUCAGCUAGCGGCAUCUACUGCACCAUCCUCGGGCCCUUCAACAGGCCGCUCUCCUCCCUCUUCCUCGUCCCCACCCUCAUCCUCGACGCCCUACACCACAUCCAUGACGGCUCAUUUCAUGCCAUCGGCCGCUAGCGUAUCACACACAAGAGCUUAUCUAGAGGCACUCGUCGCCUCUACGCAGACUCGGCGGGCUGUUCCCGUCAGAUCAGUCUCCUCUCUCAAUGCCAGCUACAAGCCUCAGAAGCCCAGCUCCCUUGCAAGUAGUGCCUCUGCGACUGGAUCCUCGGAGGGCAAUGGCAAUACUCCUCCCACUGAUUCUUCUUCAGACGAGGAGACAAUGGAUGUCGCAAGCUUUACAGAGGUCAACAACAUGACGGCUCCUUCCUCUCGGAAGAGUAGUGUGGGUAAUCUGUCCUCCCCUUUGUUCACUUCGACUCCGCUCUCGCCUGGACCCGAUCAGCAAUCAGCUCAACAGCAGCAAGCAGGCGCCGACGCAGUCGCAAAUGUCAUGGCCGUAUUGGAAGAAGAGGAGCUUGCUGAAGAGGAGAAGAUCGAUCAGGUUCGCAACAGGCUGGGUGAUUGGCUGGAGGAAGCUGAGGGAGUCAAGCCUUCACCAUUUCGUUUAGAUAGCAUAGUUCUAGAUGUUAUGCAUAGACAUAGGGAAGACUCGGAGCCUACUGGCGCCACGUUCCCCUCUUCGCCACUCCAUAGACCCGGCUCGACCCGCUCAUACUCUUCGCAAGGCGCAAAUCGACCCUGGACUCCUUCCAAGCUCCCUAUCACGCCUUCUCGUAGCUCUGGAGGCUUUGCCGAAGUCUUCGCCAAUACCCCUCAGACGUUGACUGCCCCCGGCAUGCCGCCGGGACUGGGUUCAAGUGCAUUCCUUGGAGGCGAACGAGUCAUCAAUCCGCCUUCGAGAGGGACUUCACCUGCUCCCGGGAAAGACCCUGGCAUUAUCGGUUCAGGUAGCCCUCGAGGAUCGCCCCGCCUUCGCAAUGCGCCCCUUACCCCACUCCGGACCUCCUCGACUAGGGAAAGCUUUGCUUCUGGUAGCAACCCCUGGGGCGGGCCGAGCGGACCUCCGACGCCAUCUGGCUUGUCAUCUGCCUUUCCGGUAACGAUGCCUACCUCUCCCUUCUCGUCGGUGCCUCCUGGUCUCUCUGCGUCCCUCACAGUCGAAGCCAGCAGUAGUAGCAGUCGACCAACGUCUCCCUCACCGUUUGCUUCGCCUCGAAUGAACGUCACAGCGGCCGCCUUCAAGCCACGUACCACAUCUUCCUCAAGCACUCAGGCAUCUGCCCUGACUGCUGUACGUCCAUCACUGCUUGAUUCAGGAAGACGGACAUCCUCUUCCUCAGUCACGCAGGCCAUGCUCGCCAAGAACCAUCCCACUGGAGCAGAAGGCGAGGACGAAGACGAUGAGUUCUCCCCCUUUGGCGCAGCUUUGCAGCCAGAUGCCCAUGCCAGCGGCUCUGCAGGUAGCUAUUAUAGUAGUAGCGCUACCAGUAGCUCCGGAGACUUCGAUGGUAGAGCUGCUGCAUCAGGCGUAGGCAUGGGCGAGGAGGACGAAUGGGCAGCUGGAGGAGGCAUGACGCCCUUUGACGUCCUCUCAUCGGUCUUGUCCGGCAGCUUCGGUGGCUCCAGCACGAAAUGGUCGCCAGAGCAGAUCGAAGAAGCGCUGGCCAGUCAUAAUUGGGACGUCGACGCAACCUUGGCAAGCAUCUUUGAGUCGGGUGGACAGCCUUCUUCGUCGACAUCGAGAACGCUGGGUGUUCCUGGCACUCCGCCCUUUGGACGAUCACCUCUUCUGAGUCAUCAGCAAGUGCCCACCGGCCCACGUACCUCCAGCGGCGUAUCUGUCAUGCCACGUGAUGCUUUUUCGUCCCAUCGAGGAGGAAGGACGGCAUCGUACACAGGCAUCAGCCGCGUUGCGACCCCGCCAGUCGGCAGAGGUACUGGAUCUAUGUCACCUUCUUUGUCCAGUAGUGGUGGCGGUGGAGGAGGAGUCGGACCCGGACGGGUUUGUCGGUACUUCCUAUCCGGAGACUGUCGCAGAGCAGACUGUCGUUUCAGCCACGACCUUAGCAAAGCCCUCUGCAAAUUCUGGCUGAGAGGACACUGCCUCAAUGACCCGUGCCCCUUUCUGCACGAUUCGGACGUACUGCAAGCCUUGGCUGGGGGUAUGUCCGCCAGCUCGUUGUAUGGUGGAGAGACUGGAGCGGAGUCGCCACUUCUAGGAGAUGACGAAUCGGGCUUGGCCACCCCUCCCCUUGCUUCUGCCGCUGCCCCUUCAGGCCCUAGUGACGACUUUCCUGAAUUGGUCCCCUCUGGACCGAAAGCACAGAGGGUGCGGCAACAGCAGCAAAUGGGCAGUGGCUCCUCUACACUGGCGAACAAUCUUGCAGCCAGUGGUCCACCGCCUGGCGCACCUACUGGCCCAGCAGCUUCAGAUCCGAGCCGAACAAGGUGGGCGACGGCUCUGCAGAGGUCUAAAGCUCCUACUCCACUUGCGUUGAUUCAGCAACAAGCCGUGGCAAGUGGUAACGGGCUCUCGUCAGGCGAAGCAGUCAAGCUCAUACAUGUCGCUGGGGCAAGGGGCGCGCCCAAUCGUCCAGCCAUGGGCCUACGUUCCCUCUCCUCUACCUCUCUCCACUCCCAGAGCGGUGUUGGCCACAAGGCCAAUGCGGCUCGCCUGGUAUUACGAGCACCGACUCUGCUGCCUACCCUGGUCGUUGGAAAGGGCGCAGCCAGUAGCUAUGCUGCCCAUCGCUCCAUUCUCACUCCGUUGAUCGAGCAGCGCAAUCGCUGUCUGGCUCGAGCAUCAGAGGCGUUCAGAGCAGGCGAUGGAGCCUCGGCUCGCAAGUACUCUGCGGAAGGUCAGAGCCUCAAUGUCAAGAUCAAAGAGGCCAACCACUCCGCUGCACGAGACAUGCUCAAAGAGCGCCAUCUAGAGCUCUCUGAACGUCUCCGCACUGGUUCAGAUGGAGGCGGAUGGGGCUCUAACGGCAAUGCUAGCGUGGACGAAGCUGGUGCUAGAGGUCUGAGAGGCAAGGUUGUCGGUGCGGGCAUGGGCGUGUGUCUAGGUGUUGCGAGAAAGGACGCUCUGGGCGCCAUCAACGGCGCAAGGGAGCUGAGCGUCGAGGAGCGGACAGAGUGCCUGCUAGACUGCCAUGGUCUGCAUGCUUCAGAGGCGGUCGAGGUCGUCGAGGAAUUCCUACGUAAGUAUCCUUCCAGAAGCAGCCACUAUGCGCUUCUCGAUAUCCCUCCUGACUCCCUUCUCUCUUUCCUCAUUUACCCACUUGCCACAGUUGCACUAGAGCGAGAGUCUCACCAAGGCCUGACCUACCUAGCCGUCGGAGCCGCCAAGCACACUGCCACUGCCACGGACCGUCGUCGCGUGGGGCUCGCUGCGCCCGUUAAGAGCUUCCUGGCUGGAUGGGGGUAUCCAUACGCUGAGAUUGACGGGGUGCUCGUGGUGGAUCAUUUGACGCAUUGGAGCUAGGAGAAGGGGACAUUGAUUGGAGGGGGAGAAGGUGAAGAUAACAGGGCGAAGGAGGGGAGAAGAAUAAAGAUGGAUAUUGGGAAGUCUAUGGCGCUCACUGAAGGGCGAAGGGAGGAAUGAAGGAAACCAGGGUAGGGAGCAAGAAG
Microstroma glucosiphilum is the source of this 3844-nucleotide messenger RNA. RefSeq lists its product as hypothetical. The record is from RefSeq and is a predicted model, not a curated record. Bases 159 to 3698 code for a protein of 1179 amino acids. Gene Ontology annotation, molecular function: metal ion binding. NCBI's taxonomy places the organism in Eukaryota, Fungi, Basidiomycota, Exobasidiomycetes, Microstromatales, Microstromataceae. The transcript is spliced from 2 exons.